AUGGGGAACCAGGACGGGAAACUGAGGAGGAGCGCGGGCGAUGCCUCGCACGAGGGCGGCGGCGGCGGCGGCGAGGAUGCUGUGGGGCCCAGGGAUGUGGAGGCCACAAAGAAGGGGAGCGGGGGAAAGAAGGCGCUGGGCCAGCGCGGCAAAGGGACCGGGGGCGCCGGCGGGGAGCCCAGCAAGAGAAAGAACAAGUCUGACUCCAGAGCCUCGGUGUUUUCCAACCUGCGGAUCAGGAAGAACCUGUCCAAGGGGAAAGGCGCCGGCGGCUCCCGCGAGGACGUGCUGGACUCCCAGGCCCUGCAUACCGGGGAGCUGGACAGUGCUCACUCCCUGGUCACCAAGACCCCGGACCUCAGCCUCUCUGCGGACGAAACGGGCCUGUCGGAUACCGAGUGUGCGGACCCUUUUGAGGUGACCCGUCCAGGGGGUCUUGGGCCCGCCCUGACUGGGGUCGGGGACCGGGCGGUCACCGAGGAUUUGGAAACUGCGCCAGGAGCGCAGGAUGGACAAAGGACCAGUUCGGGCUCGGACACGGACAUCUAUAGCUUUCACUCGGCUACGGAGCAAGAGGAUUUGCUUUCAGACAUCCAGCAGGCGAUCCGCCUGCAGCAGCAGCAGCUCCAGCUCCAGCAGCAGCAGCAGCACCGGCUGCAGGGAUCUGAGGAGCCUGCAGCGACCCCCACGGCCGCCUCCCCUCAGCCCGGGGCCUUCCUGGGCCUUAACCAGUUCCUGCUGGGGCCGAACGGCCGAGCUGCGGAGGUCCCGGGUAGUCCGGACACAGAGCAGGCGCUGUCCGCACUCUCGGACCUGCCCGAGAGCCUGGCCACCUCGCCCCCGGUGCGCGAGCAGCCGCCAUCCCCUGGUGGCCGCCUCGCCCCUGAGGCGCCCGGUCUCCCGGCGGCCCAGCCGUCAGCCUCAGACUCGCCAUCGUCCACGGCCUUCCCGUUUCCCGAGGCCGGGCCGGGGAAGGGCGCAGCUGGAGCCCCGGUGCAAGGGGCUGGGGACACGGAUGAGGAGGUCGAGGAGGAUGCUUUUGAGGAUGCUCCCCGAGGCUCCCCGGGGGAGGAGUGGGGUCCGGAGGUGGGAGAGGCCCCGAAGAGGCUGGGAGAAGAGCCAGAGGCGGGGCCUGGCAACCCUGCGGACACCUCCCUGCCCGGCAGCCCCGCGCCCAGCCCGCGCUGCUUCAAGCCCUACCCGCUCAUCACCCCCUGCUACAUCAAGACCACCACCCGGCAGCUCAGCUCUCCCAAUCACUCCCCGUCACAGUCCCCCAGCCAGAGCCCCAGGAUCAAGAGGCGGCUGGAGUCCUCCUUGAGCCGGGGACCCAGAACUGCCUUGGUCUUCGCUGCCGCCGCAGCCAAAAAGCACCGGGCCGACGGCGGCCUUGCGGGCGGCCUCAGCCGCUCCGCAGACUGGACCGAGGAGCUGGGCGCGCUCUCGCCUCGGGCCGGAGGCUCUGUGCACCUGCUGGAGCGCGGGGCGGCAGCGGACGGCGGCGUGGGGGUCUCCCCGGCGCUGCCCGCCAAGAAGUCUGGGGCGCCGGCGGCUCCGGAUGGCUUCCAGAACGUGUUCACAGGGCGAACUCUGUUGGAGAAGCUGUUCAGCCAGCAGGAGAACGGGCCUCCAGAAGAAGCAGAGAAGUUUUGCUCACGGAUCAUUGCGAUGGGCCUUCUACUUCCUUUUAGUGACUGCUUCAGGGAACCGUGUAAUCAGAAUGCCCAGUCAAGUUCAGCACCCUUUGAUCAAGAUCAGCUUUACACCUGGGCUGCAGUUAGUCAACCCACACACUCACUGGAUUACAUAGAAGGGCAAUUUCCCAGGCGAGUCCCGUCUGCGUGGGUACCAUGUAAACCUCCUGAAGAAGAACACAGGUCCAAGGACGCUGAAACAGAAUCUCAAUCUGCUCUUAUGGAAACUGAGAAAAAAUGUUCAGAUGCUGUCCAUCAGGAAGUGUUUGACAUGAAGUAUGAGGGACAGACAACUGUAAUCCAGCAGCUGGAACAGACCAUUGAGGAUCUGAGGACCAGAAUAGCUGAACUAGAGAAGCAAGACCCUGCCAUGACUAUGGAGCCAGCUCGUGGCGGACAUAGGGUUGAGAGUGGAGUGACACCCUCAGAAGAUGUCUGUCUUGACACUUUCAGGGUAGGAGAAAAGGAUGUGCAGUGUCAAAGGACUUUACAGGCAAAAUCCAUUCAGACUUCCCCGACUGAAGACGGUGGGAUUCUGACACUACCUUCUGUGAAUGCGCCCUCAGAGAGUCCUCUGUGCCCACCCGGGGCUGAGAGUGGAGAGUCAGCUGUUCCAUCCUCACCUUCUGGGCCUCAGACAAAAUUCUGUUCAGAAAUUUCUUUGAUUGUGUCUCCAAGGCGAAUAUCAGUACAGCUCGACACCCAUCAGUCCAUACAGAGUACAUCACAGCCUCCACUGUCUCCAUGCCUUCCGUGGUCAGAUGGUCAAGGACAGCCUGGGUCACAGCUGUCCCAUCCUCUUCACACUGAGUUUGAAACCAGCCAUGAGCACUCUGUUUUCUCCUCCUCUGAAAACAGCUGUAAUAUCCCACCCCCACCACCUCUGCCUUGUACAGAGUCUUCCAGCUCCAUGCCUGUCCUGGACAGGGUGAUCCCCCUACCUCACCCUGCCCCUGGCAUGACAGUGCCUGCUCUGCCCAGUACUUCAGUUCCCCCACCUCUUCCUCUUCAGGGUACAGAAAUGCUGCCACCUCUUCCCUUUGCCCUAGCCAGAGUGGAAAUACCUCCUCCCCCCACUCUUCCUGGAGUGGGAAUACCCUCUCCCCCUCCCCUACCUGGAGUGGGAAUACCCCCUCCCCCUCCCCUACCUGGAGUGGGAAUACCUCCUCCACCUCCUCUUCCUGGAGUGGGAAUACCCCCUCCCCCUCCCCUACCUGGAGUGGGAAUACCUCCUCCACCCCCUCUUCCUGGAGUGGGAAUACCCCCUCCCCCUCCCUUACCUGGAGUGGGAAUACCUCCUCCACCCCCUCUUCCUGGAGUGGGAAUAUCCCCUCCCCCUCCCAUAGCUGGAGUGGGAAUACCUCCUCCACCCCCUCUUCCUGGAGUGGGAAUACCUCCUCCACCCCCUCUUCCUGGAGUGGGAAUAUCCCCUCCCCCUCCCCUAGCUGGAGUGGGAAUACCUCCUCCACCCCCUCUUCCUGGAGUGGGAAUACCCCCUCCACCUCCUCUUCCUGGAGUGGGAAUACCCCCUCCACCCCCUCUUCCUGGAGUGGGAAUACCCACUCCCCCUCCCCUACCUGGAAUGGGAAUACCUCCCCCACCCCCUCUUCCUGGAGUGGGAAUUCCCCCUCCCCCUCCUCUGCCUGGUGCCAGGAUUCCCCCACCUCCUCCUUUGCCAGGUAUGGGGAUUCCACCUGCUCCAGCUCCUCCUCCCCAUCCACCUGGAACAGGAAUCCUCCCACCCCCGCCACCUCUGCUUCCUGGAUCAGGCCUUCCACUUCCCUCUCAAGUUGGGAGUAGCACUUUAUCAGCACCACAAGUGUGUGGAUUUCUUCCUCCUCCAUUGCCAGCUGGCUUGUUUGGGUUAGGGAUGAAUCAGGACAAAGGGAGUAGGAAGCAGCCAAUAGAGCCUUGUCGGCCAAUGAAGCCUCUUUAUUGGACAAGAAUUCAGCUCCACAGUAAAAGAGACUCCAGUUCUUCACUUAUUUGGGAAAAAAUUGAAGAGCCAUCCAUAGAUUGUCAUGAAUUUGAGGAAUUAUUUUCUAAAACUGCUGUAAAGGAGAGAAAGAAACCUAUUUCUGACACCAUCUCAAAGACAAAGGCUAAACAAGUAGUCAAGUUAUUAAGCAACAAAAGAUCACAAGCAGUUGGAAUAUUAAUGUCUAGUCUUCAUUUAGAUAUGAAAGACAUACAACAUGCUGUUAUGAACUUGGACAAUUCUGUGGUUGACCUGGAAACCCUUCAAGCUCUCUAUGAGAAUAGAGCACAGUCAGAUGAACUGGAAAAAAUUGAAAAGCACGGCCGGUCCUCCAAAGACAAGGAAAAUGCCAAGUCUCUGGACAAACCUGAACAGUUCCUUUAUGAACUAUCACAAAUCCCCAACUUUUCGGAGCGAGCCUUUUGCAUCCUGUUCCAAGCUACAUUUUCAGAAAGCAUUUGCUCAAUUCACCGUAAACUAGAAUUACUACAGAAGUUGUGUGAGACAUUACAAGAUGGCCCAGGGGUUAUGCGAGUUCUGGGUUUGGUUCUUGCCUUUGGCAACUACAUGAAUGGUGGAAAUAAGACUCGGGGACAAGCAGAUGGUUUUGGAUUAGACAUUCUUCCAAAGCUGAAAGAUGUCAAAAGCAGUGACAAUAGUAGAAGCCUUUUGUCGUAUAUUGUUUCAUAUUAUCUACGAAAUUUCGAUGAGGAUGCUGGAAAAGAACAGUGUGUUUUUCCACUGCCUGAACCCCAAGACCUUUUUCAGGCCUCGCAGAUGAAGUUUGAAGAUUUUCAAAAGGAUCUCAGAAAACUGAAGAAAGACUUGAAAGCCUGUGAAGUUGAAGCAGGGAAAGUGUACCAGGUCUCCUCAAAAGAGCACAUGCAGCCUUUCAAAGGAAAUAUGGAACAAUUUAUUAUUCAAGCUAAAAUUGACCAAGAGGCAGAGGAAAAUUCACUGACAGAGACUCAUAAAUGCUUUUUGGAGACGACAGCCUAUUUCUUCAUGAAACCCAAGAUUGGAGAGAAGGAGGUGUCCCCAAAUGUUUUCUUCAGCAUCUGGCAUGAAUUCAGCUCCGACUUUAAAGACUUUUGGAAGAAAGAGAACAAACUUAUUCUACAAGAGAGGGUGAAAGAAGCUGAAGAGGUGUGUAGACAGAAAAAGGGAAAAUCACUUUAUAAAAUAAAACCAAGGCAUGACUCUGGAAUUAAAGCAAAGAUAAGCAUGAAAACCUGA
Cynocephalus volans (Philippine flying lemur) is the source of this 4908-nucleotide messenger RNA. RefSeq names its product formin 2 (gene FMN2). Bases 1 to 4908 code for a protein of 1635 amino acids. NCBI's taxonomy places the organism in Eukaryota, Metazoa, Chordata, Mammalia, Dermoptera, Cynocephalidae. The transcript is spliced from 18 exons. The record is from RefSeq and is a predicted model, not a curated record. Gene Ontology annotation, cellular component: cytoplasm; nucleus; endoplasmic reticulum membrane. Gene Ontology annotation, biological process: intracellular transport.